Messenger RNA from Mesorhabditis belari, 279 nucleotides. The record is from the annotation of a GenBank genome assembly. Lineage: Eukaryota; Metazoa; Nematoda; Chromadorea; Rhabditida; Rhabditidae.
AUGAUGGCAAUGACAGAUGAACCGCCAGAAGAGUUUCAAGAUGAUGAAACACCAAGUGGCUCAGCGAGCACUAGUCCACAGCCUCCAUUGCCGAGUCCGAGUCCGAUUGAGAGAAAGAGAGCCUCGAUCGAGAUGCCACCUAUGGAACUUGAUCCGCUCAAUCUUAAAGUCGAUCCAGAGAACUCAAAGCUACUACAAGCUGUUCAAGGAAAAGCCAGUCAUUCCCUCAAAAUCGGUGUCGCUGCUUUCUCACCGCGAAAUUUAAUGAAUCAAAUUCGA